Ostreobium quekettii is the source of this 498-nucleotide messenger RNA. Lineage: Eukaryota; Viridiplantae; Chlorophyta; Ulvophyceae; Bryopsidales; Ostreobiaceae. The record is from the annotation of a GenBank genome assembly.
AUGGCCUUGCAGCCGAUCGCCGCCCCGAGGCGACUUGCCGGCACGUGGGCAAUUCACGCACCACCGCCACCCGCAAUGCAGUGCCGCAGCGGCCUGGGGACUUCCUCAGGCAGGUCUUUGGGCGUCGCAGGCAAGGGUAUCCGGACAUGCGGCAUGCCGUCUGCCACGCAUCCACGCCAGCAAGGAAAACGAUGCGUGGACGUGCGCGCGUACAAGGUCACAUUCGUAGCUGAAGACGGCACCAAGGUCCAAGCAGAAGCAGCGGAUUCGGAAUUCCUCCUGGAGGUCGGCGAGCGCAACAACGUAGAGAUCCCCUCGAGCUGCCGGUCGGGGAUGUGCGGCACGUGCAUCUCCAAGCUGAAGUCGGGAGAGGUGGACAUGAGCGAGGCGAUGGACCUGGAGGGUCAGCUGUCUCCAGAACAGCUGGCGGAGGGCUACAUCCUGGCGUGCAGCUCGAAACCCAAAUCAGACUGCACCGUGGAGUGGAAGCCAUACUAG